UACAUGAAGGGGACAUAGUGAUGAAGGAUGGGGUUGGAAACCAAUCUUGGGAAAAAAGGGACACUAUGCCACUCUGGCUUGGGUUUCAAAAUAUCUUUGAUAUCUCAAUUCUCCAAGUGGGUGCUUAUGUCUCAUCUUGUCUAACCCACUAUAAUAUGUUGAAUUGCGCAAAAUUUCAAACUCAUUAUUUGGUUUGUUGGUCUUUGAUUAUACACCAAGUAACAAGUAUCUUCCAAAAUGUAUUUCACCAAAGUUUUAAGGUACGAAGUAGUUUUUUUUUUCUUUUUUUUAAAAGUUGUUAUAGUAAAAGUUUUGGAGUAUUUAGUCACUUCCUUUUAGUUACAACAUUCUAACUUUUAAGUUGGUGUCCUAUUAGUUGUGUUAUGCUUGUGAGUAGCUCAAGUGACGACCUAUAUAACUGGGUUGGCUAACUUAAGAUAUAAAUGUUGGUUCAGUAAAUUCAUUCUUCUUUCCUACUAAAAAAAGAACCCUUUUAACUCAUACAUGUAUUCAGUGGUUUGCUUAUUUGCUUUACAGUUUAAUUACUCCUUUUAAGUAUUUAUUUUUAAAGAAAAUAAUAGCGUGUAAAAUUUAAGUUUAUCUCAGUAUUCUUUUUGGGGUGUACAUCUGAGAUUGAUGCAUACCUUAAAUGGUUAGUUUUUCCACAUGUCUUCUCUCUAUUUCUCUCCUCAUACGUCCACUUUAUCAACCCACGUGCACACAUUUACACUCAAUCCUUAACAAAAUGAAUUUUGAUUGUAGACGUGAUAAAAAACGGAGGAAACAUUCUUAAUAAACUGUUGCAACUAAAAAGAAACAAAGUACAUACUAUUUGUAUUUAUUUUGUAUUUAUUCUCUCUCACUUUGGAAUAUCUAUAGUUAGUUAGAUACCUCUACUUUCCUCUCAUAAAUAUCCUCAUCUUCAAGUUCACACAAUCACACAAUCACACAUCAAUGUGAACAAGAUCAACCACAAAUCCAAAUUCAAAUCCAAACUAGAUAUUUUUUUAUAUUAUGAAAAAACCACAAUCAUAUGUUAGGAAAACGACAAAUUACAUUUUGGACAAGUAAGACAAGGAGUACAUUUUAUGGAGUAGUAGUAGUAAUGUUCGUUUAGUGAGGGGGUUGUAGCAUUUAUAUCCACUAAUUAAAAAAGUUAAUCCGGCCCACUACUUUGAACUUUUGAGCCCACGACCACGAGGUUUUUUGGUCCACUAAAUAUUUUAUUGAUGGGUUGGGCCCACUUGAAAAUGACAGUCCACAACAUAACACUUCACACACUCGAAUCACACACAAGUCCACUUUUACAACCCAAAUCUAAAUUAAAAGAAAAAAAGAAAAAAAAAAGAAGAUAAUGCAAGCAUUUGUCCAAGUGUUCUCCUCUCAUGGCACCUCCACCACCGUCUUCACCGUCACCGCCACCGCCACCGCCGUAGUCAAUCCAAUUUCAACACCGCCCAACUUCCUAUCUCCUCCUAGGCCCAAGAUAAGGCCCAAUACUAAAGCCCAAUCAUUUAUCCAAGUGUUCUCCUCUCAUGGCAACUCCACCACCGUGUUCACCACCGUCGCCGCCACGGUCAAUCCAAUUUCAACACCGCUCAACUUCCUAUCUCCUCCCAGGCCCAAGAUAAGGCCCAAUACUAAAGCCCAUAUCACUUGUAAUGCCUCAAUCAAGGGCCCACCACCCGGGUAUGACUUCCGGUCCUCUGAAAUUUUCUCAAAAUCUCGGGCCGUUAUUUCGGAGGCCCACCCGGAACUUCUGGAUUUGGCUGAUAUGGGAAGCUUAGUGUUGAUCAAGAAGCAUCAAUUCGGGCCGGUUCCGUCUUGGCGGGCUGAGUUCAUGGAGCCUGAUGAGAUUUGGUUGGUGGGUACUACCCAUAUUGAUAAGGCCUCUUCUUUGCAUGUUGAUCGGGUUGUUCGGGCUCUUAGGCCCGAUAAUGUCGUCGUUGAGCUCUGCCGCAGUAGAGCUGGGAUUAUGUACUCCUCCAGCAGCACCAGUAGUCAGCCAGAAGAUCAACUGAAGUCCAAUAUGUUUUCCUUAAGUGGUGUUGAAUUUUUCGGCGCAGUUGGCCGUAGCAUAAACUUGGGAGGGCAAACUGCUUUAGCAUUAAGGCUAUUGUUGGCACUCUUCUCAUCCAAAAUUUCUUCAGACGUUGAUCGGCCUUUUGGAGACGAGUUUCGCGCUGCUAGGAUGGUUUCUGAAGAAAUUGGUGCUCAGAUAGUGUUGGGUGAUCGGCCCAUUGAAAUUACUCUCGAGAGGGCAUGGAAUUCACUGAAAGGGGCCGAAAAAUUAAGCUUAGUUGGUUCAGUUCUUCGUGGAAUCACGUCUUCAUCCGAGAUUUCCAAAGACAAUGUGAAGGAGUUGGGUACUGAUGAUGAUAGCCCUUACAAGCUUUAUGAGAAACUUAGCUCUGCAUACCCUUCUCUGGUGCGGCCGCUUAUACUUGAACGUGACACGUAUCUUUCAUGGUCUCUGAAACGGAGCAAAGCCGUGAAUAACAGCAAAAGAGUGGUGGGAGUAAUGGGGAAAGGACACCUGAAUGGAGUGAUAUAUGCGCUUAUUUCCGACCUAGGAGACCUACGCUUUCGCGACUUAGCCGGGAAGAAAUCUGGUACUGCAAAUGUUCCUAAUGCUUGGAUCAGUAAAGUAGUUAAAGAUUUGGUAAGGGAUACAGUUAUUGGGAUUGUUUUAUGGGCAUUAUAUGAGCAACUGAAAUCUGGGUUUUCUGAAUAAGGCUGAUUCUGAAGUUCUGGUUCCAUUUUUUUGUGGUUAUACAUGUUGUGUACAUUUGAUUUGUCUCAUAUUUGAGUUAACCACCCUAUACAUAAGCUCAAGGUUUUGGGAUUGGUAUUUAUUUGUUAUAUGUAUAUAUUUGUAAAUGGAUCGAACUCUUCCGAUUAUUGAGAUAACUUCGGAUUUUCAAUAUAAGCCUAUGCACUCUGUAAUUCUGUGUAAUUCUGUAUACUGUAUGCACUCGUGUUAUUACAAGAAAUGAAAUCAUAAUUGAACUA
Molecule: messenger RNA, 3012 nt
Organism: Spinacia oleracea (spinach)
Lineage: Eukaryota; Viridiplantae; Streptophyta; Magnoliopsida; Caryophyllales; Amaranthaceae
Exons: 7
Coding region: 1355-2734 (459 amino acids)
Source: RefSeq, a predicted model, not a curated record